This is a messenger RNA of Rhodotorula graminis WP1, 1827 nucleotides long. RefSeq lists its product as uncharacterized. The transcript has a single exon. The record is from RefSeq and is a predicted model, not a curated record. Bases 1 to 1827 code for a protein of 608 amino acids. Lineage: Eukaryota; Fungi; Basidiomycota; Microbotryomycetes; Sporidiobolales; Sporidiobolaceae.
AUGGCUCCGCUCAAGCUGCCCAAGAAGGGCAAGGGCAAGCAGGUCCACAUCGACUUUGCCUCGCUCGACUCGGCGCGCACCUCGGCCCCCUCGUCCUGGACCGCCGACGACUGGUUCGACGAGGGCACCCGGCAGGAGGAGCAGGGCGAGCGGUACCAGGCCGGGCCAAAGGCGACUCGCCACUGCAACAACGCCUGCGUGUGCUACGCCCUCGCCGCCCUCGCCAACCCGCUCGACUUUGACUCGCGGUACAACGGCGCGCGGGUCCUCCAGACGCUCGCGACCGAGCACCUCGGGCCCGCCGAGUGCCUCGCCGCGCUCGACAAGGCCCGCAGUGGCUACCGAGACGCGCUCGCCGUCCUCGACCUGCAGCAGCAGCAGCAGCGGCAGCGACAGCCGGGCGACGGCGACGGCGACAGCUCGGCGACGGCUCGCAUCGACGCCCUGUUCAACCUCGCCCAGGCCGACGUCGCCCUGUUUGACGCGCUCGACGACGCCGUCACGGCCGUCGAGGGCGAGCGCGAGCGCGCAGUCGAGGCGGCGAGCGAGGCCAAGCGGCUCUUUGUCGAGGUCGAGCGGCUGCAGCGGGACGAGAUGGCGCGCUUCUUCGGUGCGGGCGGGCCGGGUGCGGCAGCGAGCGGGAACGACGAGGACGAGGACGAGGCGAUCGACGAGGUGCCGUCGAGCGGUCCAGGCGGCGGCGCCGAGACGUCGGUGCGCGCCAUGGAGUCGACCAUCGUCACGCCUCAGCUCGUCAUCGACACGCUCCUCGAGUCGCUCCGGUUCGACCUCGCCCUGCACGACUGGGCCCACACGGACGACGCGACGCAGGCCGAGCUGCGCAGCUCUGCGCUCGCGGCCUUUGAGCGCGCGACCGAGCUGCGCGCGGCCGUCCAGGGCGACGCGGCCGAGCUCGACUUUGAGCUCGCGUUCGCGAGGGCGUCGAUGCUCACGACGCUGUCGCCCACCGACGCGACGCCGGUCCUCGACGAGCUCGCGCGCGCUCACCCGCGCAAGGUCGACCUCCUGUCGCUCGGCGCCGACCACCUCGUCGAGUCGCUCCCCCUCUCUCCGUCGCCCUCCUCCUCUCCCUCACCAUCGCUCUCGACCCUCCUCUCGACCCUCUCGACCGCGCUCGCGGCGUACGAGUCGGCCCGAGCCCUCCUCUCGAACCGCCUCUCGCCGCCGCGCGACCUCCCCGCCGCGCACCUCCCCUCGCUCCUGUCGGCCAACCUCGUCGCCCAGUCGUCGGUCCACCUCGUCGCCUACGAGCUCCUCUCGCGUGCGACCCCGUCGGCCGCCGUACCAGCAGACGCGACGCAGCAGGCGGCAGCGCACCUCGCGCAGGCGCACGCGCUCGCGCUCGAGGCGACGGGGGCCUGCCGCUCGGGCCUCUCGCUCGCCGUGUCGACCUCCGCUCCCUCUCCCUCUCCCUCCUCCUCCUCCGCCGAACCCGCCCUCGCGCUCGUCCGCGCGCCGGCCUCGACCGAACCCCGCACCGACACGCGCACGGUCCUCGCCCUGCGGCGGGCGCUCUUUGCGCUCUCGCGCGUCCGGGUCCGGCUCGACGCGAGCGCGCCCGCGGCGGGGCUCGAGGGCGCCGAGCGGGCCCAGUUCUGGGCGCUGUGGCGCGCGCUUGGACUCGGUGCGGCGAGGGGCGUCGGUGGGGGGGCGGGCGAGAAGGGGAGCGAGGGCGAGAGGCGGGUGAGGGAGAGGGACGCGAGGUGGUGGAGCGACGAGGUCGAGGGGGACAAGGUCAUGGAGGCUAUGGGGGACGAGGCGGCGAGCGCCGAGAGGGCGUACUGGCAGAGCCUGCUCGAGGCGUGA